AUGGCCAAUCAAAUACGACCCGUUCGCUUACCACCCUUACCUACAAUUAGAGAUUUAGUUAAGUUAUACCGCUUGAGAGCGAUCCGUCAAUUGUCCCAAAACUUUUUAAUGGAUGAAAACCUUACUGAUAAGAUCGUUAAAGCUGCCGGACCGUUAGCGAACCAUUACGUUUGCGAAAUCGGUCCCGGGCCCGGUGGAAUCACACGAUCGAUCAUCAAACGAAGACCUCACAAAUUAUUAGUAGUAGAAAAAGACCCACGGUUUAUUCCUACGCUACAAUUACUACAAGAAUGCUGUAAGGAUCACACCAACAUGAUAAUUGCUAUCGAUGAUAUAAGAAAUUACAAUUUAGAAAACGCUUUUAAAGGAGCCCCGAAGCACAACUGGACUGAAGCUCCACCUCCUAUUCACUUAAUCGGUAAUUUACCGUUCAGCGUAUCGACGAAUCUAAUAAUCAGGUACUUGCAAGCAGUCUCCGAACAAUCAUCUGCUUGGAGCUUCGGAAGAACUUCCAUGACCUUAACAUUUCAGAAGGAAGUGGGAGAACGAAUGGUGGCGCCCAUGAUGGACGAUCAGAGGUGUCGACUGUCCGUAAUAUGUCAAAUGUGGUGCGAUGUGAAAUAUAAAUUCACCAUAUCUGGCAGAGCCUUCGUGCCCAAACCCGAUGUAGAUGUAGCAGUCGUUACUUUGAUUCCUCGGAAGUAUCCGUUGGUCAAUCUACCGUUCAAAAUGGUCGAAAAGGUCCUUAGGAACUCUUUUAAUAUGAGGCAGAAGUAUUGCAUACGAGGCCUCGAGAGGUUGUUUCCUGAAGAGCAUCGGAAGGAACUUGGUUCUAAAUUGUUGCAAUUGGCUGAAAUCGAUCCUACCAUAAGGCCUUUUCAAAUCAGCAACGAGGAAUUUGUUAGGAUAUUUUACGCUUAUAAAAUUUUAUGCGAAGAACGUCCCGACUUGAUAAAUUACGAUUCGCGUGCUCCUAAAGAACAAUUGAUGGAUACUUUACUUUAG
Messenger RNA from Phyllotreta striolata, 1005 nucleotides. The record is from the annotation of a GenBank genome assembly. NCBI's taxonomy places the organism in Eukaryota, Metazoa, Arthropoda, Insecta, Coleoptera, Chrysomelidae.